AUGGCCGAACAAAAAACUGAGGCAUAUAAGAAAAAGCAAGAAGAACUGCGUGUUCAAUAUGAAAAGGAACAAGAACUACAUGAAAAUAAGGCGUUGCUAAGUAAGGACAGCAAGGAUAAACUGAGCUUGAAUUUUAUGUAUGAACCUCCGCCUGGCGUGAAAAAAGAAAGAGAACGUGAAGACAAUGAACCUGAGUAUAAAUUUGAAUGGCAGCGUAAAUACAAUGCGCCAAGAGAGAGUUAUUGCAAAGGAGAUAAUGAGAUAAGAGAUCAGCCGUUUGGGAUAUUGGUUAGAAAUGUCAGAUGCAUCAAAUGCCACAAGUGGGGUCACAUAAACACAGAUAAGGAAUGCUCAAUGUAUUCACUGUCAAUGAGUGAAGCUCGAGCCUUGCAAGCAUCUUCAUCAACCCAAGAGGAAGAAGAAGAGAAGCCUGAUGUACCAACACUAAUGCAACAGAUGCGCGAUACAGGCUUAGUGAUGAAACCUGGUGCGUUACCAUUAGCUGCCACUAAAAUUGAAGAAGACGAUGCUUCUGCCUUAACCGAAAUGGAUCUGAUAAGUCAGUUGACAAAGAAGCAAAAAAAGAAAUUGUUAAAAAAAUUGGAGAAGAUGGAAAAGAAAAAGAUUAAGAAGGAGAAAAAACAUAAAUCCAAACAUUAA
Molecule: messenger RNA, 660 nt
Organism: Parnassius apollo (apollo)
Lineage: Eukaryota; Metazoa; Arthropoda; Insecta; Lepidoptera; Papilionidae
Source: the annotation of a GenBank genome assembly